GUUUGAAGUUCUACGCUGACAAAGUUAUCUACCGAAUGAUGUAACGUUAUCUCGAGAUAAACGCAAAUAUUCAUCAAUUCCGCCAAUUUUGCCUGACAUUUUGCCACAUCUAAUAUCCUGAGCCAAAAGCCAUUAUUCAUUUAUUCAGUGUAUUAUGCCUAAUUAGUGGAACAGGUGACCAGACUGGUAAAUAGUCGGGUCUAUGUUACAGUUUACUUCCAUGUGUGAAAAGUUUUCAACUAAAAUGCAGUUUAAAAUGCUGAAGAAUGUAAAAUUAAUUGAAAGUUGUUUACUUUUUUGGGCUAGCCCCUAUAAAUGCCACUGCUGACUACAUAAUCAGUAGUGCAUUGCGACUGCUUCACGUUACAUUUGCGACUUCCUCAAACGAUUUUUGGCGUAACGUAAGUAACCGCGACUUGCUUCCAGUAUACAACUCAGGUACCAGCGACUUCAAUGCAAGUGGGACAAAAUGUUCAAUAAAAAGCCCCGGAGGAACUUUCGGCAGAGAAAAGCGAACUCCAGUGAGGAGGAGGACGAGGAGAAGAACAACGGUGAUGGAGAGGAAAAUGAGAAAGCUCCAGUUGUGGUAAAUAAGCCGUUCAGUCUGGCCCAGGGCCGCGGCAUCUCUUGCAGUUCCAAGCGGGAAGCGACGCCUCCCAAGCCGGACAGCAGUGACGGAGAAGACGGGGAGACGUUGGGAGUGCCAGAAGAGAGAAAGAACGACGGGGAUGGGAUUAAAAAGAAAACCAACUCCGUCCUCAGUUUCUCUGACGACAAAGCUGAUGGGCCAGUGUUUAAAGUGAAGAAGUCCACUGAUAAAGCUGUGCUGUUCCAAGUAAGGAGAAAGGAGCCUUCACCUGCCAAGACCACCCACAGCACAGCCCCGGCAGGUGGAGGUGUCCCACCAUCUAGUUCUUUUAGGCAAGAUUAUGACAGUCAGGCUUCACCACAUGCUCAGCACCACAAUGAUGACGAUGAUGACGAUGACAGCGACAGUGGUAGUGAUGAAGUUGGUGUCAGGUCUCCCUCAGUUAGCUCGACUUCAGACUCCAGCCACUCAGCUACUAAACCAGCAGUUAUCCCUAAUGCUGAAGAGAUCCAGGCAGCCAGAAGGAGGCGUCACGCCAUCCGAACCCAAAAAGAGUUCAUUCCUUUGGGUAGAGAUGGCCAGAGUUCCGCUGGUAGCACCCCGGACCACUACAGCAGAGACGAUAACGAAGAUAGAGAUGAUGAUGAUGAGCCAGAUGAUCAUGAGAGAAGAAUCGAGUUCGCCCCACGAUUGAAGAGCAUCAGGGAAAGGAUUGCGGAGAAACUUGGAGGAAGUGAUGGCAGUCUCUCAGGAACCGAUGGAGAAGAGCAAGAACUUUGGGAGGAGACACAAAUUGGGAAGGGAGUCAAGAGACGUCCAGGAGAAGAGAGCCCAUCUGGCAGUGACUCCAGCUGCUACAGCAGUUACAGCAACAGCAGUCGCAGCAGGCCAGACAGGCGAAGACAAAAGAAGACAUCAGCAGGGGUCAGAAUCCCAAAGACUCUUCCUCCCAUCAGUCUCUCAAUGGUCAAGAAGAGGAUAACCGGAAAACUAGACUCUCUGAAGGAGGUGCACAGAGCACGGCAGGCAGAGCUGAGGAGGAUGGAGUACGAUGUUGAGAGUGCUAAAACCUCAGUGGAGACCCUGGGGGAAAGUUCCUCAGAAAGCCAGCUGAAGUUUUACAGGGCCAUGACCCUCUAUGUCCACAACCUAGUGGAGUGUCUAAGGGAGAAGGUUGUUGAGAUCAACUCACUGGAAUUGGAGUUGCACACUCUGCUGUCUGACCAGAUGGAGGCGCUGUUGGUGCAGAGAAGACAGAGGACCAAGGAGCAGGCUGACAGCCUGCAGCAGCUCAGCUAUUGCACAGAUGAACAGAGUGGAAACUCAGGCAAUGGAACAGAAACUCAAAGUGAGGCAGACACUGUUGUUAAAACUGAGGAUGACUCUGAUAUACCUGAAGACACACAGCUUUCAGCAGAGGAGGAGGAGCAGCUGCAGAAGAAGACAGCUGAUAUCCUCUUGAGGUCCCAGGCAGUGUUUUCUGACGUCCAGGACGAGUUCUGCAACGUUAAGAAGAUUCUGUCCCGCUUUGAAGAAUGGAGAGGAUCUUACUCAGACUCUUACUACAGUGCCUACAUCUCUCUGUGUCUGCCCAAAUUGAUGAACCCCAUCAUAAGACAUCAGCUGUUGGGGUGGAACCCACUAAAGAAUGAUAGUGGGGACUUUGAAAACCUCCCAUGGUUCACAGCAGUGGAAACCUUUUGCCACGGUCAUGGCCACGAGGAGCUAGAGCGCACAGAUAGACAGACACUGUCUAAUGUCAUAGAAAAGACUGUCCUACCCAAAAUAACAGCCUAUGUGGAGCUGGUGUGGGAUCCCAUGUCCUGCCAUCAGUCAGUUUGUCUAUCUGAUGUCUGCCACACACUGAAGGAGGACUAUUCCAUCUUUGAAGGAGAGCAGAGUAAACCGGUCAAGAUAUUGGUGGAGGCUGUGAUCGGCCGACUGAGGAGUUGUGUAGAUGAAGAUGUCUUCAUCCCUCUGUACCCCAAAAAGUUCCUAGAAGACCGGUCGUCCCCUCAGUGCCGCUUCAGGGAUCAACAGUUCUGGGCGGCCAUAAAGCUACUAGGUAACAUGGGGAAAUGGGAUUCGCUACUUCCAGAGUCUGUGUUGAAGGAACUGAUGUUGGACAAACUGCUGAACCGAUACCUGAUGAUCACCCUGUGCAGUCAGACACUGCACAACAACGCUGUCCAUGCCUGCAGAAAGAUAGCAGAAAGUCUGCCGCUCUCUUGGCUCAAAGGAGAAACUGUCUGUUUGCCUCAGCUCCAGAACUUCGGAAGCCACCUAGUUCAGAAAGUUCAUACCAUCUGCAAACAGCAGCAUCCUGAAGACCCAAACACUAGGUCUGCUGUGGUUGAGGUGCUCCAGAUUUUGAGCAGAAUCAGGUGCAAUGACUCAAUCAUGGCAAUAGCAGAUCAAUACCACUAUGAAGAUGUCAUCUACUCUCACCAGCUGCUGAACCAAGAAACACUAUGAACAACAAAUGUGGACUGGAAUCAAACAGCCAAAAUAAUACACUGUCAUUUUGAAAGCAGUUGUUGAGGAUAUUGUACAGCGGGAGAGGAACUGAGUGGGCUCUGUCUGGUGUAAAAAAAAAUAGCUGAGCUGGAUCGUGUAUGUUCCAAGAGCCACAAGGUUAAUGAUGCCUUUUUCUGGUGGAUAGCCACUGCUAGUCAGACCAGCACUCUGACCAAAAUACAGAUUGAAAAAAUGAGGUGGCAAUAUAUGGAAAAUGAACGGUCCAAGAUACCUUCAGGAAACUGAAAUAUUAUGGGGAAAAGAACUAGUGUUCUGGCUACUUUUAGUUGAACACUUUACUGUCUGUUUUGUACAGGAGAUAACUGUAUUUUCAAUAAUAAAUAUUUCAGCUUUGUU
Messenger RNA from Chelmon rostratus (copperband butterflyfish), 3463 nucleotides. RefSeq names its product GC-rich sequence DNA-binding factor 2 (gene gcfc2). Bases 470 to 3064 code for a protein of 864 amino acids. Gene Ontology annotation, biological process: mRNA splicing, via spliceosome. Gene Ontology annotation, cellular component: nucleus. Gene Ontology annotation, molecular function: DNA binding. NCBI's taxonomy places the organism in Eukaryota, Metazoa, Chordata, Actinopteri, Chaetodontiformes, Chaetodontidae. The transcript is spliced from 18 exons. The record is from RefSeq and is a predicted model, not a curated record.